AACGCUGGCCACUUUCUAGUCAUGUGAUUCCAUGAGGGUGCGACCUUUCCAAAGCAGUUGCACCUCGACGCCUCACCUCUUCCCGUAUCUACAAACAACCAGUAAAUCUAAUCUGGGCGGCCAAAUACAUGGAUCUGCCAGACAACUUGUUACAUGUUCAGACGUGUCCAAAGUUGGACAGGGUAAAAGUGGCCAGAUAUCUGGCAAAAUAUUUGCAAUAAAGCCCAGAUUUACCUUCAUCAAAAAAAUAGGAACACGCCCUAUUACCUAUAUUUUUGAAUAGGGCUGUUGGUGUAUCACCUUAGGUGGCUGCUGUCCGACUCUCAAUUGCAGUAUUUUUUCAUCGUCUGUCGCUUAAUGACAUUUCCAAAAACAUUAUGUUGGUUGUCAGUCUCAAGCAGCCAGCAUGAUUUUGCAUUUAGUGAGAUUCACGAAAAAUACUCCACGUCAAGAAUCAAUUUACGUAUUUUCAGAAGUGUCCAUAAUGUGAGGCGGUGACUCCCAUACAUCCUACGAAAUAAUUUAGACGAGAUUAUAGAUACCUGGCUGUUGCAUGGUGGGGUGUACGCUCCUGUGCUUGCUUCGUAUGUGAUAAGCCAGGAAUGUUCAAUUUUAAGGUCUGGCGAAAGGGCCUGGCUUUGAACUAAUUAAGCCACUAGCCGCUCGUCAACCUCAAAGGUCGUUUAAAUAGUUGAGUGUGGGGCACGUGAAACUGCAGUACCCGUUCCUAAUCGGAUCAAAUGUCUUUGUUUCAUGAUAAAUAGACCUACCUCAAAUUGUUUAUAGAGUCAAUCUCUAUUGUGUAUUUUACAUGCAAGCGAUUAAAAUAACUGUAGACAAUUGCCAGAUCCCAAAACAAUACUUGACCUAAAUUCCCAAUAGCGUUUAUGAGCCAGUAAAACUAGUUUACAGGGGGGUUGGUGUAUUGCCGCAUUGGGGAAUUGCAGCCAGCCAUUAAAUGUUGCGAAAAUGAAUUCUGUCAAAACGGCUGGUGCAUUGGAAGAUUUUCGCAAUCUGUUU
Messenger RNA from Yamadazyma tenuis ATCC 10573, 1020 nucleotides. NCBI's taxonomy places the organism in Eukaryota, Fungi, Ascomycota, Pichiomycetes, Serinales, Debaryomycetaceae. The record is from RefSeq and is a predicted model, not a curated record.